Messenger RNA from Ictalurus punctatus (channel catfish), 2642 nucleotides. RefSeq names its product SRY-box transcription factor 1a (gene sox1a). The record is from RefSeq and is a predicted model, not a curated record. The coding region runs from base 867 to 1904 and encodes 345 amino acids. Lineage: Eukaryota; Metazoa; Chordata; Actinopteri; Siluriformes; Ictaluridae. Gene Ontology annotation, biological process: cell differentiation; anatomical structure morphogenesis; regulation of DNA-templated transcription. Gene Ontology annotation, molecular function: DNA-binding transcription factor activity, RNA polymerase II-specific; RNA polymerase II cis-regulatory region sequence-specific DNA binding. The transcript has a single exon.
UUUCUUAACCAUUUUCUAAUUGCUGAAACCAGUGACAUUCUCUAAGGGCUUAAGGUUUUCAUGAUAUUAUGUGUAUUAGGUUAUAUGCAUUGUCAUAUUCAGCAGAGCAUUAAAUGAGGUCUAAACUUCAGUUUUUUUUCCUUUUCUUUGCUAAACUGGACACAGAAAGAAAUGGGGUUAUUAUAAACUAUUUAAUUUUCGAGAUCUUAGCUUUUAUUUCCAAUUAAACACAAUUUGGUUUGAUGGACUGUUAAAGAUAACCGAACGUUUGAACUUUAAAACACGAAGUGUAUUUUUAUUUAUUUAUUUGUUUGUUUAUUUUUGUUAUUAAUUUACUGGGUGGGAAAAAUCUACUAGACAUAUAAUCUCCCAUGGUCUCCCGCUCUUUGGUUUCCGUUAGAGGGGCGUGGUUGACCCCUGCUGCACCCCGCCUACUAGGUCUGUCCUCGCUCCUACGUCACUGCGCCGAUCACCAUGCAAAUCGCUCCCGUUCUUGCACGCUAUUGGCCGCUGGUUCGGUUUAAUCGCUGUCAAAACCCGUCAUAUGGCCGCCACUUUAACUAACUCCUCAGCUCCACUAGGGAAAGUAGCUCCAAUGCGCUUUCAAUUAACGUGGAUGUAAAACAGCUGUUGGGGACAAGACAAAACAGGCUGCGGGAAGAUAAAAAAAAAAACAAACAAACAAAAAAAAAAACAACAACCAAAGCAACAACGCCAGAACUUCAAACUCACAGCCACUGUUCGGAUUAAAUUCCACUUCAUUCCGGAGUCCUCUUUGCCUUGCUUGUGUUGCACCUGCUCCGGUGGACCAGCGCCGAAAGUUAAUGCUUUUUUGUAUUGGUUGAGAAGUCUUUAAAACCACGUGAAUGUAUAGCAUGAUGAUGGAAACGGACUUGCACUCCCCGGUACCCCAGACCAAUACAAACCCGGGGCAGACAGGUCCGAACUCGGGGAACAAAGCCAACCAAGAGCGCGUCAAACGCCCUAUGAAUGCUUUUAUGGUGUGGUCCCGCGGCCAGCGCCGGAAAAUGGCUCAGGAAAAUCCGAAAAUGCACAACUCUGAGAUCAGCAAGAGACUCGGCGCAGAGUGGAAGGUGAUGUCAGAAGCUGAAAAGCGGCCCUUCAUCGACGAGGCAAAAAGGCUGCGCGCCAUGCACAUGAAAGAGCAUCCGGAUUACAAAUACCGACCGAGGCGCAAAACCAAGACACUGCUUAAAAAGGACAAGUACUCUCUGGCUGGCGGUCUGCUCGGCGGAGCGGCCACGGGCGCGGGAGUUGGCCUCGGGGUGAGCAUGAGUGCAGCCGGUGUAGGCCAGAGGUUAGAAAGCCCCGGGGGUCACGGAGGCUCAGCCGGCGCUGGUUACUCGCACAUGAACGGUUGGGCAAACGGCGCGUAUUCGGGCCAGGUGGCUGCCGCCGCCGCCGCUGCUGCUAUGAUGCAGGAGGCGCAGCUCGCGUACGGGCAGCACCCGGGCACCGGCGCACAUCACCACCAUCACCCCCAUGCCCACCACCAUCAUCCGCACAACCCGCAGCCAAUGCACCGCUACGACAUGAGCGCUCUGCAGUACAGCCCUAUAUCCAGUUCACAGAGUUACAUGAGCGCGUCGCCGCCCGGCUAUGGAGGGAUUUCCUAUUCGCAGCACCAAAACGCGGGUGUUGCGUCGUCGGCCGCCAUCGGCACGCUGAGCUCUUUGGUCAAGUCCGAGCCUAACGUAAGUCCUCCAGUUAGCACGCACUCCAGAGGCCCGUGCCAGGGAGACUUGAGGGAGAUGAUUAGCAUGUAUUUACCGGCUGGAGAGUCCGGAGAACCGUCCGUUCAGAGCAGACUGCACGCUUUACCGCAACACUAUCAGAGCACGACGGCCGGAGUAAACGGGACUGUCCCGCUCACGCACAUUUGAAAUUGUUGAAGAAUGGGAGGGGGGAUUCAGACACACCACCAAAUAUUGACCUCUUUUCGAUGGCCAUUUAACUACUUUUGUACAGAAUGUUUUAAGAUGUCCUUGUAAUUUAAGAUAAAAAUAGAUAUCAUUCCGGUUUCUGUUCCGAGGAACUCGAGAGCUGAUGAUAUGUCACUUAGACUAAACAUGUUUUUUUUUUUUUUUUUUUUUUUAAUUAUACUGUUCAUGAAUUCUAAUUUGACAUUCUUCCUGGCCAUGCCAAAAAUCCCGCGAUGUUUCACCUUGACUGAAGUGUUCCUGUUCACAUAUUUAUUUGUGCAAAUUCAUUUUUAAAAAAAAAAAAUUAAGUUAAUAAGAUCACAUCUAGCAUAACUUGGAUAACUUGGAAAAAAUGUUUCUGGGAAUUUAUAAAGAGUUUCUUGCAUAGCCUAUUACAUUUGAAACAUUUGUACACGUGAAUCUAUGUACCUGAAAUAUGCUGUAACAUUUCUUGUAAAUUGUGAAUAAGUUUUAAUAUUUGAAAAGACUGGCACGUAACUGCUACUGUAUAUAAUUUAUGAAAUGCAUUCCUGCCAGUUUACAUCCUCACUUUGCGCUGACUCAUUGUCUAAAUAAAAUUUGGAAGAAUGUUACGAUGGUUCUAAAAUGUGUUCGUUUUGUUAUUUUGUUCAUGGCAUUGUGUAAUUGUUCCGCUCCUUCUCUCACAUCUUUAUUGGGGGAAUAAUGUGCACCUAUUUG